AUGGGUUUGAUGAACUGGUUGUGGGAACAUCAUCAGUUUUUAAUGCACCAGUGUUUUUCACUUCCAUUUGCAUUUUUGUUUUAUUUUCUAGCUAAAUGGGGAUAUCUGUCCUUGAGAUGCAGGUACCUGUUUGUUUCUAUUGGAGGGUGUGUCCUGGCAGUUGUCACGAUGGGCAUUUACAGCACACUUCUGUUUACCUCCACCUUUGCCUUUAUUCUGCUUGUGUGCUCUGUGGACUCCAGCUCUAUCCACGCCUGGGUGUUCAGUAUGCAGAUGCUGUGGCAAACCUUUUGGCACCUGUUUAUACAGUACAGGGAAUACUACCUACAUGAACCUGUCUGCAUCAGAUUGUUUUUGGCAGUGUCCUCUUUGAUGCUGCUCACUCAAAGGAUCACCUCACUGUCCAUGGACCUACAGGAGAAACGAGUUCUGACAACUUUUAAUGCUUUAUCUAAAAGAAAUCGGCGUGUGAUGCUCCUCCCUCUUAUUAGCUACAUCCUUAAUUUCACAACAAUGCUCGGAGGCCCUUUGUGCUCCUACAGCCGAUUUGUGACCCUAAUGGCAGAAAUCAGGUUCAACCAUCCACCUAAUCCACUAGGAGUGGUCCUUAUAAAGUUGACAAAGGUGAUGCUGCUGGAGUGUCUAAGGUAUUGUCUUGUCUAUUUUCUAAAACAUAAUGCCUAUAAUCCCUCCAAAUCCAUCAUUAUCUAUGGUCUCCUGUGGGUUUGGUGUCUGGCAUUGGUUUUGAGAAUCCAAUAUUAUUCUCACUGGAGGAUCAGUGAAUGCCUCAAUAAUGCAGCUGGGUUUGGCUUUGGGGAAAAUGUACCAGGAGUCUCCCCAGACUGGAGCAGACUAUCUGAUGGAGAUUUCUGGAUAAUCGAGGCAUCAAACCGCAUGUCACAAUUCGCCCGUCGAUGGAAUGCCACCACAGCUUCAUGGCUGCGCAGACUUGUUUAUACGAGAUGCAAACGUUUCCCGUUGUUCAUGACUUUCAGUUUCUCACUGUGGUGGCAUGGUUUGCAUUUAGGUCAAAUUGUGGGAAUGUUGACAUGGGCAGCAACAGUGAAAGCAGAUUAUCAUAUACACAGGUGUUUAUGGCCUAAACUUUCAUCAUCAUGGAGGAAAAUAUACACUUGUCUAAGCUGGAUAAACACUCAAAUGAUUGUUUCAUGUAUUGUUAUAGCAGUAGAAAUAAGAAAUAUGUCUGGUUUGAGACUAUUGUCUACAACAUACAUUGGCCUAUUUCCACUUUUUAAUAUAAUUCUGCUCUUUAUCCUGCAGAAGUUGAAGUUUACUAAGGAAGUCAUGUAA
Larimichthys crocea (large yellow croaker) is the source of this 1311-nucleotide messenger RNA. It is a transcript of the gene mboat4, whose product is annotated as membrane bound O-acyltransferase domain containing 4. Gene Ontology annotation, cellular component: endoplasmic reticulum membrane. Gene Ontology annotation, molecular function: serine O-acyltransferase activity. The transcript is spliced from 3 exons. The coding region runs from base 1 to 1311 and encodes 436 amino acids. The record is from RefSeq and is a predicted model, not a curated record. Lineage: Eukaryota; Metazoa; Chordata; Actinopteri; Sciaenidae. Gene Ontology annotation, biological process: lipid modification; peptidyl-serine octanoylation.